AUGGCGAGCGACGAGAAACCAUACGCGGCACUGCAAAGAUUCUGGGAUUUGUACGUCCUUAAACCACUGGCAAGCGUUCCCCAGCCAACCAAAGUACCUCAGACAUCAAUUUCUCGACUAGAAUUGAGCUCUGGGCCUCUACUUCGACCGAGCUCAUCGUACGGUGAAGAACCAACAACCGUUCUCUACCUAGCUUAUGGCUCCAACCUGUCUGCCGAGACGUUCAAGGGCAAGCGCGGCAUCAAACCCUUAAGCGCCGUCAACGUUCAUAUUCCCGCAAUCGACCUCACGUUCGAUUUAGCUGGAAUACCUUACACAGAGCCUUGUUUCGCAAAUUGCCAAUUCAAGGGGAAUCAGUCGGAUCCACCCCGAUCGAAAGACUACCACAAAACGAGAUGGCAUAAGGGAUUGAUAGGCGUAGUCUACGAAGUAACUCUCGAUGACUACAGAACUAUAGUUGCUACGGAAGGAGGCGGUGCUUCAUAUAAAGAUGAACUCGUUCAAUGCUUCGUUCUUCCGGACGGUAGCAAGAUUGUGGACCCGAAUCCCAGCGGCACACCAUUCCAAGCACAUACUUUGCUCUGUCCGUUCAACGACAAAGAUCCAAGUCGAGUUACUCGUCCAGAUCCCAAUUAUGCGCAACCAUCUGCGCGCUACCUCAAAUUAAUAACGGAUGGAGCUGAGGAGCAUAAUCUGCCAGAGGAAUAUAUAGACUAUUUGCGUGGUAUUAGAUCGUAUACUGCUACGACCCCGAGACAAAAGAUGGCCCGGAUAUUUUUAAUGGCAGCUUUACUCCCCAUGAUUAUGGGGGUGUUUGGACUGGGAAAACUUUUUGCAGAUAAGAAUGGGAAGAUCCCGGAUUGGCUAGCUCACAUAAUGGGGGCAUUGUUUAGGUAUGUCUGGGCUGCAUAUGAUGGGGGUUUGAAGGAUGUAUUUGGGGAUGGGGAGAGGACAAUGGAGGGGGAUGGAGAUGGUGAGCUUGGGGAAACGGAUUUAGACAGGAGGUGGGAUGAGAAGAAGAUGUCUCACUCCAGUAAGAUAUGA
Sclerotinia borealis F-4128 is the source of this 1044-nucleotide messenger RNA. Lineage: Eukaryota; Fungi; Ascomycota; Leotiomycetes; Helotiales; Sclerotiniaceae. The record is from the annotation of a GenBank genome assembly.